Pieris brassicae (large cabbage white) is the source of this 3418-nucleotide messenger RNA. Its product is annotated as xylose isomerase-like. Bases 218 to 1633 code for a protein of 471 amino acids. The transcript has 8 exons. Gene Ontology annotation, biological process: carbohydrate metabolic process. NCBI's taxonomy places the organism in Eukaryota, Metazoa, Arthropoda, Insecta, Lepidoptera, Pieridae. The record is from RefSeq and is a predicted model, not a curated record. Gene Ontology annotation, molecular function: xylose isomerase activity.
UAUUAUGGACUUAAAAGUGGUAAUAAAAUAUAUUUAGAAUGGAUUAGUUUCUAUAAAUGGGAAUCAGACACUAAAGUCAACGGUUUACAAUACUCAUCGAAUUGUAAACCGUUGACUUUUCUAAAGUCGGUUGAAAGACUUUCAUAGAAAUACUAAACUGUUUGUUCUUGUAUUUCAAACGUAUCACUUUACCCAAACAAGUUUAGAACAAAGCGUAAUGCGAUCGUUACAACUGGGCAGUUCUAUUCAAAGGAUAUUAUAUAAGAUUUACCGCCAAGUAUGGUGCAUGGUUAGUAUCGAAAUGACUACGUACAGUCAACCUGGUGGAAAGCGGCAGAAGGUGAAGGAAAGAGCUGAUGCAGGAGACUAUUUUCAUGGAAUAGAAAAAAUUGAGUACAACAAUGCUGCGUCUGCGACCGACACAUUGAAUUAUCGAUACUACAACGCAACGGAGCGCGUGCACGCUAAGACAAUGGAGGACUGGCUCAAAUACAGCCUAUCACUCACUGAAUUUAGGAAUGCCAGUGCCGAAUACCCGAAAAUCAGCAACCACCGACCCUGGGAUGACAAUUCCCAUUCUAUUGACAACUACAAGCGAUGCAUAAGAGCCUUCUUCGAUUUUUGUGCGAAACUCGGUAUCAAGUACUGGACAGCUUUGGACUCCGAUUUGCUACAGAUAGCGGACAGUUGGGAUGAGAAUAAAACCAACUGGGAUGAUAUUGUGGAAUAUGUUCACGAGUUGAGCCAAAGAUACCAUGUUAAGUUGCUCUGGUUGGCGCCUGAUCUGCAGAUGCAUUCACGCUACACAACGGGAGCAAUCACAAACAACGACGCCAAUGUAUUCGCACAAUCGGCGUCACAGAUUAAAAAAUGCCUCGAAGUAACACAUCGUUUAAAUGGCGAAUGUUUCAUGAUAUGGCCACACCGAGAGGGCUACGACGCAAUAUUCCAGUCCGAUGUUGCCAGAGAAUUGAAAUUAUUUGUGAAAUUACUAAAAAUAACUGCAGAAUAUAAGGACCGUUUGAAUUCCAAAAUACAAUUGUUGAUAAUGCCAUAUUGUGAGAGAAAAUUGAAAGAAAUUAUUAAUUAUUACAUGUGGGAUAUAACGAGUUGCUUGUACUUUCUGAAGAACUACGGCCUGGAUCGGCAGUACAAGGUUUGUUCUCCGCCGGGACACCACAUGUAUAUGGCCAACGUAUACAAUAUGCUGGGCGGCGUGUCAGGGUCAAAUCAGUUCGAUAUGUCAAAUAAUAAGAAUGUCACGCUGAUGAUGAAAAGUAUCAUUGAUCAGAAUUGCAUCCCACCGGGCGGUAUCAACUUAAAGGUAUCGGUACCUCGCGAUACAGAAUUACGAGACUUGGUUGUUUGUUACGUUAAAUACAUUGACACCAUCGCCAAGGGAUUGCGAAUUGCAGCCAAUAUUGUAGCUGAACAGAUAUUUUCGAAACAUGUUCAGCAACGCUACAUUACCUACUACAGUGGUUUUGGGUCUCGUGUUAUCAGCAGUGACGUGACUAUGGAAGAGUGCGAGGAGUAUUACAAGAAAAAUCAGCUCCACGAAGCUGCGAGCACGAAGCGCGAACAUUUUGACUUUGUCUUCCAGAGAUACUUGGACACUUGCGAUCAUAUUUGACAACUUUUUGACAUCGAUUGUUGUAAACUUGAAUAAUCAUCUCACUUCAAAACAAAUUUAUUCAUAUAGCCUAGGAAAUCAAAUCAGUGUUGCCAUUCUAUGCUCAAGCAUUAGACAAAUAAAAUAAAAACAUUUGACGUUUAUGAUUAAAUUAAAUAUUAUAAUAAAUAAUUAAACUUUUACCGAAUAAAAUAUGGUGUAUAGUAAUUUGACGUUUUGGUUAUAUAUUUUCUGUCGAUGAACUUCAGGUUAUGAAUCCAAAAAAUCGUUGCAUUUGAGUUUCUUGGCUAUGCGAAACAGCAGAAAAAACAAAAUGAUGUUAUAUAAAGGAGACAGUUAAGUAAGUUACACAAUCGAUUGUCAAUAUUAAAUAUUAUUUUAUAAGUAUGUUAACCCAAAAAUUUAAAAAAAAAUCCUCUAAAUAUACUGUUAAGCCAACACCGGGAAGUGUACGUUUAUUUAGUUCUAGUGGUUUUUAUAUAUAUUUGGUCUUCUUACACAAUAUUUAAAGUAAAAUAACUCGAACUAAAGCUCUGCACUCUAACAUAGGUUAUUUAAAAUACUUGGCCAUUGCAAGAAAAAGCUACAAGGAUCUUUUGAAACUAAAAAAAUCUUUAAAAAGAUAGGUUAUCCAGUCUUUUCAUUUAUUUAGCCAAAGGUCCAAUUUCUUAUAUUACCAACUAUUUACGGAAGUUGGCGAUCAUCUUGACCACUUUUAUUGCCGCGCUUCUGAAAAAUGACUGGAUGCUAUGACCAAACCUUUGCCGAAGAUUAACCAAGACGUGUGUCUGCGGCCAGGUCUUCUACCUGGAACUGUACCUUCAAUGAUUAGUUGAAAGAUCAAAUAUUUUUAGGUGGUUCAAUUCGCAGGACGUAAAACAAUAACUGUAUGGAAUCCCAGAUUAGUACACUAGAUCUUUUCAAGAUCCUUUUAGUUUUUUAACUUACAUCAAUACCGUGAUCUCAAUGUUGCCAUAAUAAAAAACUAAUUAUAGGUUUAUCGUUUUAAUAUUUUUUUGUUGCUUUAUAUUCACAAUUAUUACAUUAGUGUACGUACACCGUUGUUGUGCUUAAACACGACUUAGUUUUACUGUAUGAAUUAUACAUUGAUUUACAAAUUCAUUUCGACAGCCAUAGACAAUGUACUGAGAUAUGUCAAAUAUUUUCUAGCGUUUGACAGCUCGUAAAUGUUCUAUAAAAUUAACUAUUGUCCAAUAUUUACGUGAUUUAAUUUUACAAAGUUUUCUUUUUAAUAAAAAAACUCAGAAUUUUUUAAAAGUUGGUUAAAAUAUAUAGAAAACGGAACGAAUUUUAAAGGCGCUAUUUAAAUGGAUUAUGUUUGCUUUUGUAUUGCAUUAAUUUAUACCAAAUGUAUGGAAAGCGCUGCGGCAAAAUUAGAACGAAGUUUUCGAAUCCUUAGGAUAUUUCAUACUCAUACUUUGCGACACUACCAAAAGGCUGUAACUCAUUAAAUCUCCUAAAUAUUAAUCAGUACAUUGUCAAUGGCUCUUACAAUGAAGACGACGAUUUUAAUUAAGUUGUUUUAAACAAUUACAAUACAAUAAGUGCGAACAAACUUCCGCAUCUGUCAAAAAUACCACAUGACAUCUGACACUUGGUACUUCGACAUGAUUUGAAUUUCGGCCUAAGUUUGGCCUAUGAGUGUAGUUUGGACGUUGACAAUGAAUGUCAUGUCAUAAAAUGAACGAAAUUUUCGUUUACACGUUUCAACCUAUUUAUUUUUACUUCUUUCAAAAUUUCGAAUAAAAUCGUGAUUUGAUUGCA